AUGUCUGCGAUAUCAACACAUCGUACGCCGAUCAGCAUUUUGCAGGAAGUUUGCGUGAAGAAAGGCAUAACUCCUAUCUAUGAACUUGUAUCAAGCGAAGGACCAAUCCAUGAGCCACUUUAUGUAUUUCUGUGUACAGCUGGUCCCUUCAGCGCUACUUCAAAAGGGGCUAGCAAAAAACGAGCCAAACAUCAGGCGUCGUACCUGAUUUUGCUAAAAAUGUUGAAUAGUCGACUUCUAACCGAGUCAGAAAAAUGUAAUCUGCGAGACAUACACAUUGCUGCUGCCAAUAUUUUGGGGUCUGAUUUCAUGGACACACUUGAUGACGCGGAGUUGGAUGGUAUACCAAGUAAAAUAAAACAAGAAGAAGAAGGCAACUUUGUUGGAAGAUUACAAGAAAUGUGUCAGAAAAACAUCUGGCCUCCUCCAUCAUAUGAAUUCCUAGAUGUAGCACCAUGUCUUCCGUCAGGUAAUGAGUACAGUUGCAAAGUUAGAUUAUGGAAGUGGACUCAUACAGGGUUUGGAAAUUCCAAAAAGUCUGCUAAGCGACGAGCUGCUUAUGGACUUUUGAAUAACAUUAUUAAGAACAACUUAACAAUACCACAAGAAGCAUUAGAAUACAUGGAAGAAGAAACCCUUUCUUUACUUGAAAAACAAGACCAACCCAACGUAAAAGAAAAUAAAUUGGAAAGCGAGGCAACUGUACGUAUUUCCUCUAAAGCGCUUCGUGGUCUAUGGAACACUAAGGGUAAUAAAGUUAAAGUUCCACCAAUGGAUACCAUGGAAAGUCUGAAUAAUCCAUGUGAGUAUCUUGCGAGUAUUUGUGAAUGUGCAAAAAUCACAGUUGUGUAUACAUACGUAUCGGCAAACGAGAAAGGGAUGAAUUACUGUUUCGCUGAGCUUUCCACGCUACCACCUCACGUAAUUAAAAGUCAGUUAAUGCCCGACUUAGCAAGUGCCCGUGCAGAUGCUGCUCGCAGAUGUGUACUUUUUCUUCAAGCAAUGUCAUCUUCAACACCUUGCCUUAAUUAUGACGCAUGGUUUUAA
Messenger RNA from Trichobilharzia szidati, 1047 nucleotides. NCBI's taxonomy places the organism in Eukaryota, Metazoa, Platyhelminthes, Trematoda, Strigeidida, Schistosomatidae. The record is from the annotation of a GenBank genome assembly.